CGCUUCCACAUUUGCAAAUAUAUCAAAUUCAGCUUUACAAAAAUUAUCGACAUGCUGCAAUGCCAACAUCAGAAGGUGUUUAGGGUUGAUAAGAUCCACACCAAUACAUGUCAUUUACCACAUGGCUGCAGAGAUGCCACCCAAGUAUAGGUUUGAGAUGGCAACAGCUAAAGAAAUGAUUAAGUGUAUCGCAUACAAUCUGCCGGCCAAAAAAAUGAUUCUAACAGAUAAAAUCAACAAAAGAACUAGUUACCAUACAGUUUAUCAAAAAUAUAAAUCUAUUUUUUACAAUAUUGCCCCAAUACAAAAUAAUACAACUUGUUCAAACAAACUAUAUAUGGACGAUACUUUUUUCAAAAAUAUAAUCAAAAAUAAAAAAGAAGCCAAUCAAACAGUUAUUAAUAAUAUAUAUAAAGAAAAAAUUAACCGUCUGGAAGCAAAUCAGUUUGAAAUAAUAUUCACAGAUGGGUCAAUAAAAGAUAAUAAAACGGGAGCUGCAUAUGUACAUGAAAAAUCUAAUACAAUUCAAACCUUCUGCGGUAAUAGGAAAGUGGCAUCUAUGACUGCUGAAUUAAUAGCAAUAGAAAAAGCCAUCGAGUUUGCGAUAGAGAAUCAGUUUCUUAAAAUAGCCAUCCUUACUGAUAGUUUAAGCAGUAUUUUGACAUUGAAAAACAAUGACCCCAAUAAUUAUAUAGCGCAAAACAUAAUAAGAAUAAUAAACACAUCAACAAUAGACAUUGUAGAAAUACAUCAUAUACCAGCCCACAGUAACAUUACAUCGAAUGAAAAAGUAGACAAAGCGGCAAAAGCUGCAAUUCAUUCAGGUGAUCCAAUUAGAAUUCCGUGGACUAUCAAAGAUGCUAUAAAGGAAAUAGAGCACCAAAUACGUGAAGAAUGGAAACAAGAUUACCAAGGAAAAAUUAUAAACAAGGGACGGGAUUAUGGGCACAUGUAUCCGGAAUUAUUGAAGAAGCCUUGGUUCCACAAAAAAGACACCCGAAUGCAACCAGAAGAAAUAAAACAAUUCAAUAGAAUUAUGUCCAACCAUACAUUUUGUAAAGAAACUUUAGCCAGAAUGAAUAUUUUCACUGACGACAAAUGCGAAACAUGUAAUACGACGGAAAAUUCAAACCACUUAAUUUUUCAUUGCAACAAAUAUUCACAUUCAAGAAACCAAUAUCCAUUAUUAAGAAAUAAUGCAUCAUUUAUCGAUUUUCAUCGAAACGCUACUACUAAUGAAUACAUUACCAUCACUAAAUUUCUGAACGAGAUCCAAAUGAAUUUGUAAAACGGGUAGUAAAAACUUUUAAACCACAACUAUAAUUGGCGAUGGCGUUGUAGCUCUUGAGCUGGCCAAAUUAGUCUUCUUUCCUUAUAUUUGUAUAUAAGCACGGAAGCAACGUUAAAUUAUAAAAAAAAAAAAA
This is a messenger RNA of Rhagoletis pomonella (apple maggot), 1424 nucleotides long. RefSeq lists its product as uncharacterized. The transcript has 3 exons. Gene Ontology annotation, biological process: DNA replication, removal of RNA primer. The record is from RefSeq and is a predicted model, not a curated record. NCBI's taxonomy places the organism in Eukaryota, Metazoa, Arthropoda, Insecta, Diptera, Tephritidae. The coding region runs from base 122 to 1288 and encodes 388 amino acids. Gene Ontology annotation, molecular function: RNA-DNA hybrid ribonuclease activity; nucleic acid binding.